Molecule: messenger RNA, 1427 nt
Organism: Neurospora tetraspora
Lineage: Eukaryota; Fungi; Ascomycota; Sordariomycetes; Sordariales; Sordariaceae
Exons: 3
Coding region: 270-947 (225 amino acids)
Source: RefSeq, a predicted model, not a curated record
CUCAUUCAGCACAACAACUUGAAAAGAUGUGAUCAAGAAUUGGGGACGACGGUAACCCCUCUCAUGCACGGCCGCCCGUAUCUUGCAGGCAACCGGUUUUUGCGUGAUGGCAUAACAUUGACAUCUUCUGCGCUGAAGCUACAUGGGAUGGACGAAACAUCAAACAACCCCCUUGGGUACGACCUCGUCUUGGUGUGUUCGGCUUCGAACCCCAGUUGUCGGUGCUGACGUCUCAGUCUGAUUGAUCCCUUCAACUUCCCAACUUCAACAUGACUUCACCUUCGCCCCCGAUCCCGCCGGACACGGCCGCCACCGGUUGCCUCGGCCCCUUUCCCACUCCCACCCACGGCCAGCCCGGAGCCGGCUCGUUCACCAUAGCCUGUUCGACACAUAUCAAGGCCGCGCCGCGUACUUGUCUUGAAGUUCUUCUGAAGGCGUCAGAGUACCCAUCAUGGAAUCGCUACUGCCGGAAAUGCAUCAUAGACGCUCAGCCGGAUGGGGACCACCAAGCUCUCCCCAACCUAGUUGGCCCAGAGUUUCUCCGCCUAGGCACCAAAUUCACUUUCCACGUCCAUAUGGACCCUCUAUCAGAGGACAGCAGUGCCCGCAACACUGCGCUCGAAGUCAGUCGUCUUGAGCGGAUUGACGAGGUUCUCCAAAUCCGCCGCACCGGCUUCCGCAUAGCCUGGAAGACCCGCCCCACUCUCUUUAUGCCAAACAGGAUGCUCCGGUGCGAGCGCGUGCAAGAGUUCGUCCAAGUUUAUCCUCCCUCUGGAACGCUUGACGAGCCCGAGACGGCCUAUCGAUGCUGGGAGACGUUUUACGGAGUGUUGGCGCCGGUGGUGAAGGCGGCGGCGGGGAAUCAGAUCAUGAGGGGAGGUACCUAUCUAUCCUCUUCUGAAAUUCCUCUAUCGCUCGGUGAUAUCUCUUAUCUUUCUAUCAUCUAAGGCUGUUUCUUUUCAGUUGAUUUCUCAACCUUUCUGUUACUAUGACCGCACUUUUUUCCUCUUCAAGCGGUUCAGCGCAUCUCAACUCCUUCUUCAUUUGCUAACGCCAUGGUCUUUAAGGACCCCAUCAUCCACAUAUCCUCCCCGACUAAUUCACUCAUCAGCACCUUCCUCCUCCUCCUCCUCCUCCUCCUCCUCCUUCCCCUCCCCUUGAUCUUUCCCAUGCUUAUUCUCCGCCUCCACCCCCUUCUUCUUCCCACUCUUCUUCUUCUUCUUCUUCGCUUUCCCAGUUCCCUCAGCCUCCCCAAUCGCACCCCCACCACCCAACGCCUCCCCCCUCUGAAAAACAAACAACGCUUCAUCCUUGCCCGCAAAACUCGGCAACGGCACUUGCACCACCCUCCUCCACCCCUCCUCCCCUCCCCACUCCCUCUCCAUAUACUCAUCCAUCGUCACCCCCUUAAACCCCGUAUACCCAUU